AUGAAUGUGGUACAGCAUUCAUCUGCGAGCAGAUUGGAAAUGGAAAGUGAUUGCAACCUUGAGCCAGAACAACACAAUCCUAAAUUCAUGGACAGUACAAUAACAGAACAUGAAAUAGAAGAAUCUGUUGCUACAAAAACAACAGAAGAGAACAUUCUAACAUUUCAAUUGGUCCCUGAUAAUGUAUCAGAAUUACAACUGGAUGCACUUGAUGACAAUGUCAAUGAUGAAAAGAAUCAACAAGAGAGUGUUGUUUCUGUUCCAAACACAAACAACAAAACACAUCAGGAACCACAAACGAUAAUCCACUAG
Molecule: messenger RNA, 312 nt
Organism: Paramuricea clavata
Lineage: Eukaryota; Metazoa; Cnidaria; Anthozoa; Malacalcyonacea; Plexauridae
Source: the annotation of a GenBank genome assembly